CUUCACAAAGACCGUGACCAUAUUUUCAGAACACCUGCCUGAACACCACUCUUCGUAUAAGUAAAAGCAAGACUACAAAAAGUUUCCAAAAAGAAUUUGGAACAUGGAUUGUUCUCACCUUCGGCUACUGAGUUUCGCUUCCGUCGUCAUUGUUUCAGUCUUCAGCAGACCGACAAAUGUCCACCUCCGUAACAUGCACAGCUUCAUAACUGCGGUGGAACAGCUUGAAGGUUCCAACCCUGGUCUGACCCCGCUGGCUCUGGUCAGGGCUCUUAGGAAGACCGCUGGUCACGAUGACGCCAUGACAAUGCAUUGCCUGGGUGCAUCUAACAAUCUAAGUGAUGCCGAAGUCCUAGAAACGGCGAUUCUAAAUGCCUCGUCCUUUAGCUUUUUCGACAAAGCUAUUCACCAUCUUGUGACGGAUUAUGGUGAGGAGCGAGGCGUGGUCCUGGCUCCAGAUGGCAGUACGGUGGCGCUUGCACCCUUGCUCUUAGGAAUAGAAGCCGGGCUCAAAGCAAAGAUGGAGGGAACAUCACCUGCCUGCUUGUUCCCUCUAACAUUAGGUCGAACACUUGGCUUGUCCUUCCUAAGCCUCCAGGACUUCCCACCCUCAAAUCGGCUGGGACCUAAUGGAUGCUGGGACAAUGUGGACCACCCUAGAAUGUUCAGGCUAUCAAGACCCGCCACUCUGGCCACAGAUGCUGUGAUACAUGGAGGCAUGGAUGGAGCCAUUCUAGGCCACGACAUUUACCAUCUACCUGCUGCUGAAGACCCUCAGCCCCUCAGUCAGGUGCUGAAAGGAUACUACAGUUUUGAGAUACGAGGAGAGCAGGACUUUGAUUUGAAUAAGCACAUCAGCCCAAGAAGAAGGGAGCUCUCGAGAGCCAUUCUGGAGCCCCUGAAUCUCCAAGAGGAAGUGAUGGAGACGCUCCGAUUGGUCUGGAAGUUGGAGAAAACAGAAUGGAUCGCCUUUGAUACCGGAGUUGGGAAUUCUGUUAAGGACGGAUUGGAGGUUUUUGUGCACAAAUACUGGGACUGCCCACAAAUCAUCCCUCGCUGUCAAUGGGGAGCAAAGCCCCCCAAAGACACCCCUCUGCCGCUGUCGCUGCCCCUCCAGUUCCUCUACAUUCAUCACACCUACGAACCGUCGUCGCCAUGUUUAUCAUUCGCCACGUGCGCCAGUGACAUGAGGUCGAUGCAACGCUUUCACCAGGAAUACCGAGGUUGGAACGACAUUGGAUAUAGCUUUGUGGUCGGCUCCGAUGGCUACAUCUACGAGGGUCGAGGUUGGAACACCCUCGGGACGCACACUAGGGGUCGCAACAGCCUCGGAUAUGGAGUCUCAUUCAUCGGUAACUACACCGCCUCCCUACCGUCGCGCUACUCCAGGAACCUGCUGCAGAAUCACUUCGUCCGGUGCGCGGUGGCCCGAGGAGGCCUCGUUUCCAAUUUCACCAUUCACGGACACAGACAGGUGGUGAACUACACCAGCUGUCCUGGGGAGGCGCUCUUCUCCGAAAUACAGAGGUGGGAGCACUUCAGGGACUGACCGCUUAACCAUGAACUGCUGAAAGUCAUUAAAAUAGAGAGGUUUUUGUCCAGUCAGUUAAAUGAGUGUGUAUUUCUUCCAAUACAUUAGCACUUGGACAUCAAAUGAUUAUUGUUCAAAACAAAACAAAACAAAACAAAACAAAACAAAACAAAACAAAACAAAACAAAACAAAACAAAACAAAACAAAACAACACUUCUGUCGAAAUUACGUUUUAUAUUUUUUAUGAUAGACCUGCAUGCAUUUUAUGCACUUUGGGAGACAUUAAUGAAGAACUGCAAUAAUAUU
Molecule: messenger RNA, 1838 nt
Organism: Synchiropus splendidus (mandarinfish)
Lineage: Eukaryota; Metazoa; Chordata; Actinopteri; Syngnathiformes; Callionymidae
Product: N-acetylmuramoyl-L-alanine amidase-like
Exons: 4
Coding region: 104-1549 (481 amino acids)
Biological process (GO): defense response to Gram-positive bacterium; peptidoglycan catabolic process; detection of bacterium
Molecular function (GO): zinc ion binding; peptidoglycan binding; N-acetylmuramoyl-L-alanine amidase activity
Source: RefSeq, a predicted model, not a curated record